Molecule: messenger RNA, 922 nt
Organism: Erigeron canadensis
Lineage: Eukaryota; Viridiplantae; Streptophyta; Magnoliopsida; Asterales; Asteraceae
Exons: 3
Coding region: 81-611 (176 amino acids)
Source: RefSeq, a predicted model, not a curated record
UGUUUGGGCAUGACGCUGAUUACCCAACUCCGUUUUAUUUCUAAACAACAAAACCCCAUUUGGUUUUCUUGAUACAUACCAUGGAAGGAUCCAAGAGACCCAUCUUCCAACUCUGCAAAAAGUUACAUACUUUAACAAGAAAUCACAAUAAUAAUAGCCCUAGUAAUACUUUCAAGAAAAAAAUAAUGGAAAUAGAGAAAGAUCGAAAAAGAAAAAACCCAAAAAGAAACAGCUUGUUUGUGGAAACACCUGAAUCAUUGUCAUGGCUUGACACUGCAAGUAUGCCCAUGUUUGCUACUGUUGCUGGGAUUGCCCUUUUUGCCAAGCUUCUCAUGAUGUAUGAUGAUGCACAUUCACAAGAAAGGGUAGAGAAGAAGAUACAGAAUGCUCCUCCUGGUCAAGGGACUGUUAGGAUGCUUACUCGAGAGGAAUGGGAAGAAUUCCGAGAAGUGCGGCCAAGGACUCCGUUUGAAUCUAAGCUUGCUCGUCCUAAUGCACGGAUAAGAACAGGGGAGCCACUACACAUGGAAGAUGUGAAGGAUUGGACAAUCGAUGUGCUGACAGAUGCUUUUACAAGAGCUGAAGAAUGUGUCAAACAGGGAACAAAGUAGAUUUCAUCUCAAACUGCUAGAUAUAGAUAGACCAUAGCUUGUGGGCAUACAACUCUUUUAGCAUAUUCAGGUCAAAAUGCCAUGCUUUUUUGCUAGAUGAUCAUGAUUCCUCAGUUUGAGGUCUAAUAAUUUUAUACCAAGUUGAUUAUAUGAUUGGAGUCAUUACCAAUAGAAGUUGUAUUAGCUCCUGUGAAUUUGCAGUUGCUGUUUUGCAAUGUGUUUUCUUCAUUGUAAAAAAACCUAAGAAACUUCCAUGUUCUGUGUACAUUCUCAAUCACAUCAUUGUUCUUACUCCUUGAAGCUUAUGUCAA